AUGGAAAUACCUGAACGAGCUAUUGAAUAUAUGAAAGAAGCAAUUAAUUCUAUUGAUGUCGUUUUACUGAGAGAGUUAUGUAGGGAAUUUGGAAUACCAGAAACAUUGAGAUUAGAAAUAUGGAAAUUAUUCCUUCAGCCAAAGAAAGAAAUUGUUGAAGAAAAAAUAACUAGCAAUUAUGUUUCAAAAUGGAUUGUUGAGGAUAAUGAGAUAUUAAUUGAAGAAACAAAUAAAAUUGCUAGUGCAAUUCAUCCAAUUGGAACACAACCUUUCUUUAAUUGUAUUGUUGAUGUUGCUGCUGUUGUUAGUAAGAUAUUUCAACAAGAAAGUAUUGAAAUGAGAUGUGGGAUAACAAAGUCAAUAAUAUAUAAGUUUCAUCCAUUUUAUAAACAUCUUUAUCCUACUAUUAUUACAGGUCUACAAAAUUUGAUUCAUAUAUUAUUAUUGUAUCAUGAUCCUAUUCUUUCAAUUCAUCUUGACACUAAUAGAAUAGAACCUACUGAAUAUACUAAUGCCUUUGCAUUUAAUUUAUGUAUAAAUAUGUGUGAUUCAAUUGAUAUAAUAUCAAAAAUGUGGGAUGAAUUCAUUACAUUUCCUGAUACUACAUUAUAUAUUUAUUGUGUUGUUGGCUACUUAAUUUAUUUAAGGAAAAGGAUUUUAGAUGCUAAAGACCACCAAGGUGUAUUAAAUGUUAUUAAUCAACCAUUAAAAAUUAAUGACAUAAAAACUAUUAUUGCAUAUUCUAAAGCGAUUCGUCUUUCAACAGCAUCAUCAUUUAAUCGUAUUCUUCUUGGCAUAAUGAAUAAUAGUGAGUCAUAUCAAAAAAUCUUUUCUAAAUCAUUAACAUCAUCAUUAUUCUUAACUCCAUUGGUUAAUGACAUCAUUAAUGAUAAAUUUAAUCGACAAUUUCCUUAUUUAUUUAUUGAUUGUAGAAGACAAGAAUCUUUUGACCUUGGUACUAUUGCAGCUGCAAUUAAUUUAGAUUAUAGUAAAAGACAAGAUGAUCGUAGUUAUCUUGAAAACCUUUUCAAAAAUGAAUUGUCUAUUCUGACUCAAUCAAAUUCAACGUUUCAUGUUGUUUUAUUUGGAGAUGAUGAUACUGUAGAUGGGAAUCCUGACAUUGGUGAGUUAAGUAUGAUUGGUUUAGAUUUUGCUAAAAGAGGAGUUAAGAGAGUGAGUAUCAUGCAAGAAGGAUUUUUAAAAUAUCACAAAAAUGCAUUAGCUAAUAUGAAAGGAUUCCAAUUGAUGAAUCACGAAACAGAAACAUGUCCUUUAUGUACUACAGGAAAACCAUUAAAUUUUGGAUUAUUAGAAGGUACUAAAAAAUUAAAACAAAGUAUUACACAAAGUACUGUAGAAAAAACACAACAACUAACACAUGGAUUAAUCGGAUUUUUAUAUGGAAAUAAUACAAAGAAGGAAGAUCAACAACCAACUUCUCAAAAUCAAAAUACAACAAAUGAAGAAAUAAAACAAACACCACCAACACAAGUUGAGGAUAAAGAACAAUUAACUUCAAAGAAUGAAGAAGUAAAUGAAAAUAUGAAAGAUGAAAAUAAUAUUAAUACUGAAGAAAAUAUUGAUGAUAAUAGUGAAGAAGAAGACGAUAACUAUUUAAAAGAACUUAUAGAAGAAUCAUCAAAAUAUAAUUCUUAUUUAAAUAUAGGAGGAAAACAAACGAUUUGGAAGCCUGUAACUAUAGUAUUAACUACAAUUUCUAUUUUAAUUGUUGAAAUUCAUAACAAUAAAAUUACACUCCUUGAUGAUAUUAGUUAUGAAACUAUCUCUAAAGUUGUUAUGAAAAAGGCUGAUCCUGAACGAUUUACUAUUGUUCAUUCAGGAGGAAAAUGUACUAUUCGUAUUCCAGAGUAUUAUCAAAAAUUUAUUGAAGAAAUAUCAAAAUUACAAGGAUAA
Entamoeba nuttalli P19 is the source of this 1914-nucleotide messenger RNA. RefSeq lists its product as hypothetical. Lineage: Eukaryota; Evosea; Mastigamoebida; Endamoebidae. The record is from RefSeq and is a predicted model, not a curated record. The transcript has 2 exons. Gene Ontology annotation, cellular component: trans-Golgi network. Gene Ontology annotation, biological process: retrograde transport, endosome to Golgi. The coding region runs from base 1 to 1914 and encodes 637 amino acids.